AUGGACCACUCGCAGAUGGACCACUCCGGCCACAUGGACCACGGCGGUGAUGGCAUGGACGACAUGUGCAGUAUGAGCAUGCUGUUCACAUGGGAUACCACCAACCUCUGCAUCGUCUUCAAGCAGUGGCACAUUCGCUCUACCCCGGGGCUCGUCGUCUCCCUUCUCGCGGUCGUGCUCAUCGCUAUGGGCUACGAAGGUCUGCGCGCCACAUGCCGCAUGUACGAACAGUCGAUGGAAGCGAGAGUCGACUUGGCACCCAACGCACAUGAAGAAGCCGUUACUGAGACAACCCCGUUUCUCCGAUCAGGACAAAACCGCGACCUUCUUACCCGUCGCAGCCAUCUCAUCAAGUCUCUUCUCUACGGCCUUCAAAACUUUUACGCCUUUAUGCUCAUGCUUGUUUUCAUGACUUAUAACGGUUGGGUUAUGGUGGCAGUGUCUGUCGGCGCUUUUCUAGGCUAUUACGUCUUUGGAAAUCACACGUCGGCCACCAAGGAGACUGCAUGCCAUUAA
This is a messenger RNA of Cordyceps militaris CM01, 516 nucleotides long. RefSeq names its product Ctr copper transporter family protein. NCBI's taxonomy places the organism in Eukaryota, Fungi, Ascomycota, Sordariomycetes, Hypocreales, Cordycipitaceae. The record is from RefSeq and is a predicted model, not a curated record. Gene Ontology annotation, cellular component: membrane. The coding region runs from base 1 to 516 and encodes 171 amino acids. Gene Ontology annotation, molecular function: copper ion transmembrane transporter activity. The transcript has 4 exons. Gene Ontology annotation, biological process: copper ion transmembrane transport.